AUGGCAAGCGUUGCCUCCCCCGGAAGCUUGCAGCGGGUUGCAGCAGCAACCUGCUACGAGGAAUAUUACGGUCGCUCAUUGUUUCAGAAUGAUCGAAACUCGACUCAAACGGUCUCGUGCCCUUGGGAUUCCACCCAAGCGCCAAAAUCAUCCGCUGCUGAUCAUCCCGAUAAAAGACAACGAGACGGUCAGGUACUAGUCGAUUCAGUGUCAUCGAAUUCUUCGGCCGCAUGUCGCAAGUCCGCGAUCCGAAAUAAACGACAAAGCACGCAAGCGACAGAUCAAGAUACAACGGUUGUGAAGAAUGUGCAUUUCGAUGAAACUUUCGAGCAAAGCUGUUUCUUCCUGUCAGCAGACGCUCCUCGGGCACUGAUACAAGAUAUCACUUCGACAGGAAACGGAGAGGACGGCAUAGUCUCUGAGAUGAACUUACGAAAAAGGCUUUGCCUAUUACACUCCCCGCUUGCUUCACCUUCAGCGUGGCAGCCUGUUCAGUUAGAGAGCCUGGAAAUUUUGCCAACAGGAAAGCAGAUCAAAGGGACGGUGAAAGUGCUAAACCUCGGAUUGGAGAAAGAUGUGGCUGCUCGUUUCACCUUUGAUGGCUGGAAAACGGUCUCGGAGGUAGCCGCGGAGCAUGGGCAGUCCCUGUACUUGGGAAAUUCAAUUGUUUCCGACAGGUUUGCUUUCUUGAUCGAUCCAGGGAGCUUACCAUUUGAAAUUGGAAACAUUAUUCGUGUCUGCAUCCGUUACAAUGUGCUCGACCAGGAAUACUGGGACAAUAAUGGGGGCACGAAUUUCAAUGUCACUCUAUCCAUUUAG
Molecule: messenger RNA, 819 nt
Organism: Penicillium waksmanii
Lineage: Eukaryota; Fungi; Ascomycota; Eurotiomycetes; Eurotiales; Aspergillaceae
Product: CBM21 domain-containing protein
Exons: 1
Coding region: 1-819 (272 amino acids)
Cellular component (GO): protein phosphatase type 1 complex
Molecular function (GO): protein phosphatase 1 binding
Source: RefSeq, a predicted model, not a curated record